AUGGCCUUGAAGAUUCAGUAUUGCCGCACUUUCAUCGAUGCACAGGAAGGUGCAGCGACUGUUCCAAAGCGCUCUUGCAGCACACCUCCCUGCUUCGGUCGUCAGAUUUGGGACACAGAUGCCCAUCGUGAGGAAGAGGGAAUGAAGGCGUAUGUUUCCACCCUUGUCCUCGCGACAAACGUAUCUGACCUCCGCUCCCGGACAGACUCAAGUGCAAGCAACGAGCAUCUUUCGCCCUCUCCCGGACACGAGGCACACGAGGCGCACGAGGCGCACGAGGCGCACGAGGCGCACGAGGCACAACCUACGCCUGGCGAUGUCGAUCUUGUCAGUGAAGGCAGUGUUGGGCACCCGGAGCUUUGCCAUCGCCCCUGCAUCUACUUCGCUACUGGGUACUGUGAGAAUGGAAGGUCCUGUGGCUACUGCCACAUGGAACACCGCGACAGAGCCCCAAAGUUGGAUAAGCAGCAGAGAGCGAUGGUUCAUGGCCUCAGCAGGCCUCAUGUUCUGGCCCUUAUGCUCCGGUACCUCAAGUCAAUAGCAAGAAGCCAGGGAUUUGAGCUCCAAGCCGCCGAAGUAGUGCAGCUUGUUGAGCGCGAAUUCUUCUUGCAUGGGCAACAGGAAGACCAAGCUUUGGGGGACAUACCGGAGAAGGUCAUGAAGAAGCUGACCAAAACGCUUGACAGAAUGCGUUUUUCUGGGAUUUUAGGGCUUGCGUCGCAGGAGCAGAUAGGCCAUCCCCUUCGACAGCAAAUGCUUGACGCACUGGAAAGGCUGCGUGCAGUAGCACCCGCAUAG
Messenger RNA from Symbiodinium natans, 798 nucleotides. The record is from the annotation of a GenBank genome assembly. NCBI's taxonomy places the organism in Eukaryota, Dinophyceae, Suessiales, Symbiodiniaceae.